Molecule: messenger RNA, 2106 nt
Organism: Vanderwaltozyma polyspora DSM 70294
Lineage: Eukaryota; Fungi; Ascomycota; Saccharomycetes; Saccharomycetales; Saccharomycetaceae
Gene: ENP2
Product: ribosome biosynthesis protein ENP2
Exons: 1
Coding region: 1-2106 (701 amino acids)
Biological process (GO): maturation of SSU-rRNA from tricistronic rRNA transcript (SSU-rRNA, 5.8S rRNA, LSU-rRNA)
Cellular component (GO): 90S preribosome; nucleolus; nucleus
Molecular function (GO): protein binding
Source: RefSeq, a predicted model, not a curated record
AUGGUUUUAAAAUCAACUUCUGCUAGUGGUGUUUCAGUAUAUCAGGUAUCAGGUACUAAUGUAUCUAGAUCUUUGCCUGACUGGAUUGCUAAAAAACGUAAAAGAUCUUUGAAGAACGAUUUGGAAUACCAAAAUCGUGUUGAAUUAGUUCAGGAUUUUGAAUUUAGUGAAGCUUCAAAUAAAAUUAAAGUUACUAAAGAUGGUCAAUUUGCAAUGGCUACUGGUACUUAUAAACCACAAAUCCAUGUUUAUGAUUUCACAAAUUUAUCAAUGAAAUUUGAUAGGCAUACCGAUGCUGAAAAUAUUGAUUUCCUUAUAUUAUCUGAUGAUUGGACUAAAUCAGUUCAUUUACAAAAUGAUAGAAGUAUUCAAUUUCAAAAUAAAGGUGGUUUGCAUUAUGCAACAAGAAUUCCUAAAUUUGGUAGAAGUUUAGCUUAUAAUGACAUUAACUGUGAUUUGUAUGUCGGUGCUAGUGGUAAUGAAUUAUAUAGAUUAAAUUUAGAACAAGGUAGAUUUUUGAACCCAUUCAAACUAGACAUUGAUGAAAACAGCGGUGUCAAUCAUGUUUCUAUAAAUCAAGUUAAUGGUUUACUGGCUGUAGGGUUAGAAGAUAGCGUUGUAGAGUUCUGGGAUCCAAGAGCUCGUUCAAGAGUUUCAAAAUUAUAUCUAGAAAACCAAAUAGAUAGUUCAAGUUUCCAAGUUACAGCUACAAGUUUCCGUAAUGAUGGUUUGAAUUUCGCUUGUGGUACUUCUAAUGGUUAUACUUAUUUAUACGAUUUGCGUACCUCUGAACCUUCUAUAGUAAAGGAUCACGGUUAUGGUUUCGACAUUAAAAAAUUGACCUGGAUAGAUGACGUUUCUUCUUCAUCAGAUAAAAUUUUAGUAUCUGAUAAAAGGAUUGCUAAAAUAUGGGAUAGAUUGGAUGGUAAGCCAUAUGCAUCUAUGGAACCAAGUGUAGAUAUCAACGAUAUCGAGCAUGUUCCAGGCACUGGUAUGUUCUUCACCGCAAAUGAAGGUAUUCCAAUGCAUACAUAUUAUAUUCCAAAUUUAGGUCCAUCUCCACGAUGGUGUUCAUUCUUGGAUUCUAUUACUGAAGAGUUGGAAGAAAAACCUAAUGAUUCAGUCUACUCCAAUUACAGAUUUAUUACCAGAGAUGAUGUUAAGAAAUUGAAUAUCCAACAUUUAAUUGGUUCAAAGGUAUUAAGACCUUACAUGCAUGGUUUCUUCAUUAACACUGAAUUAUACGAUAAAGUCUCUCUUAUCACAAAUCCAAAUGCUUAUAAAGAUGAAAGAGAAAGAGAAAUCAGAAAAAGAAUUGAAAAGGAAAGAGAGUCCAGAAUUAGAACUGCAGGUGCUGUACAAAAACCUAAGAUCAAAGUUAACAAAACUCUUGUUGAUAGAUUAUCAGAAAAGCGUGGUGAUAAAGUCGCUGAAAAGGUUCUUACAGAUGAUCGUUUCAAAGAAAUGUUUGAAGAUGAAGAUUUCCAAGUUGAUGAAGAAGAUUAUGAUUACAAACAAUUGAACCCAGUUAAGUCUGCUAGAGAAACUGAAGAAGGUGCCGCCAAGAGAAUUAGAGCCUUGACUGCUGCUGAAGAAUCUGAUGAAGAAAGAAUUGCUAUGAGAGAAGGUAGAAGUGGUAAAUACAGUGAUAGCGAAAGUGAAAGUGAGAGUGAGAGUGAAGACGAGGAAGAGAUUGAAUUAAGUGAGAAGGACAAGAAGCUAAUACAGAAGAACCGUUCCACAAUUGAAAGAAGAAUGAAGGAGAAGAAACAAUCAGAUUCUUUCUUAACUGAGAUGAGUAUAAGUACAAAGGAAACAGCAACUGGUAAUGCAUCGAUUCCAUCAUUCAGCAAACAAGUUCGUGAAAGAAAGUUAAUCGAAAAGGAAAAGAAGAAUGAUAGUUCAAUUUUGCAUCGUAAUCAUCGUGGUGAAGCAGAAUUAACAUUUGUACCUAAAAAACAACCUAAACCUAGCAAGAAACCAGCAAGAAGAAACAAUGAUGACGAUGAUGAAUCAGAUGAUGAGACUUCUAAAAGAGACAAUGGUAGAUCUAGACCAAGAUAUGAUGGUAGAAGGGCUAGUAAGAAUGUAUUCCGUGGUAUGUAA